Pochonia chlamydosporia 170 is the source of this 1536-nucleotide messenger RNA. Its product is annotated as sphingosine kinase. Gene Ontology annotation, biological process: sphingosine biosynthetic process. Lineage: Eukaryota; Fungi; Ascomycota; Sordariomycetes; Hypocreales; Clavicipitaceae. The record is from RefSeq and is a predicted model, not a curated record. Gene Ontology annotation, cellular component: intracellular membrane-bounded organelle; membrane; cytoplasm. The transcript has 4 exons. Bases 1 to 1536 code for a protein of 511 amino acids.
AUGGAAAACGGAGAUAGUCCUGUUCGCCCAAACGGGGACGUGGUGUAUCUGAGUUUAGAAGGGAAGAGAGCUUUGUCUAUAUCUCCCAGCGACGACUUUCUUACACUUUAUGAACCAAUUCCCAAAAAUAAGCUUCGCUCAGCUUGCAGAUCCAUCGUGACAGAUGCUUCUGGGAAACGACGGGUACCACUUUAUAACAUUUUAUGGAUAGAAGCCAGCAACGGGCAUCUCUGUAUUGACUACGCUGCACAUGCGUCGAAAACCUCCAUCAAGCUGGAGAAGUGGACUUUUGCGCUUAUAAAGGGAAACGAAUCUCCUGGGGGUCAAGUACCGGAAGAAUUUGCUGCCAAUAUACUUGCACGGGCAUACGGGGACUCACAGCUUCGGAAACGGGCAUAUGUCCUUAUCAACCCCCAUGCCGGUCCGGGUGGUGCUUUGCGCAAAUGGAGCAGCGAUGUCAAGCCGCUUUUCGACGCAGCCCGUAUGAGCUUGGACGUCGUCACGUUGAAACGGGGCGGGGAGGCCGUGGGCUUGGCAGAAAAGGUCGAUAUUGACAAGUAUGAUACUAUAAUGGCAUGUUCCGGCGAUGGCACUCCUCACGAAAUAUUCAAUGGCCUGGCAAAGCGUCCCGAUGCCUCCCGCGCUUUGGCAAAGAUCGCCGUCAGCCAUAUUCCCUGCGGCUCAGGUAACGCCAUGUCUUGUAACCUUUAUGGUUCUUACCGACCUUCUUUCGCAGCAUUGGCAAUAAUCAAGGGCAUUGUCAUGCCGCUCGAUCUUGUAUCUAUUACUCAGGGCGAUCGUCGCCUCGUCUCAUUUCUUUCUCAGUCACUUGGAAUUGUUGCUGAGAGUGAUCUUGGGACUGAACAUCUUCGCUGGAUGGGCGGUUCAAGAUUCGAGGUGGGUGUUUUGAUGAGAAUAUUUCGACGUCGGUGUUACCCGUGCGAUGUUGCUGUCAAGGUCGAAGUUGGUGACAAAAACGACAUCAAAGCUCAUUACAAACGGCACACGAGCGACGCUGGCAUCAAGCAACCAUCUGUGGCUGCCACUACAGGUCAUGACAAUAGCAAGGGUCUCCCAGAGUUGAAAUAUGGCACAGUCAACGGCCCGUUGCCUGAUGGUUGGGAGCUGAUCAAGUAUGACAAAAUUGGCAACUUUUAUUGUGGCAAUAUGGCUUACAUGGCGCCGGACGCAAACUUCUUCUCUGCUGCUGUUGCCAGCGACGGCUGCAUGGAUCUCGUCACUGUUAAUGGAGAUCUCUCCCCUAUCACUGCCACGAAGCUCUUGUAUUCGGUCGAAUCAGGAAAAUUCUUUGAUAACCCACACGUCCAGUACAAGAAGAUUUCUGCAUAUCGCAUUACCCCAAGAGACCAAAAAGAUGGUUAUAUCAGUAUUGAUGGUGAGAGAAUUCCGUUCGAGCCUUUCCAGGCCGAAAUACAUCAGGGCUUAGGAAGAGUCAUCUCCAAGAGAGGGAUAUUCGAAGCCGCCGGCCCUACAGACUGGGACAAAGUGAAGCUGGCAGACAGACUACAUGCGUAG